ACUCCCUCUGCCUGCUCUGCUCUGCUUCGCAUAGUUCAUCUCAUACACCUGUUCAUCAAGAUCAAGAAGAGGGAGAUCGAUCAUGGGCACGGCCACCUGCAUCGACAUCAUCCUCGCCAUCAUCCUCCCGCCCCUCGGCGUCUUCCUCAAGUUCGGUUGCGGGAUUGAGUUCUGGAUCUGCCUGUUGCUCACCUUCCUGGGGUACAUCCCCGGCAUACUCUACGCCCUCUACGUCCUCACGCAGUAGAAUCAGUUCGUCGUCUAAAGGGCUCCGAUAUGUAUUUUCUUUCCUGAUGAUGAAAAUUCCUGUGUGAAGAAGACGAAGCUCUCUGUAUAUGUA
This is a messenger RNA of Lolium rigidum, 340 nucleotides long. Its product is annotated as hydrophobic protein LTI6B-like. Gene Ontology annotation, cellular component: membrane. The record is from RefSeq and is a predicted model, not a curated record. Bases 83 to 247 code for a protein of 54 amino acids. Lineage: Eukaryota; Viridiplantae; Streptophyta; Magnoliopsida; Poales; Poaceae. The transcript is spliced from 2 exons.